UAUUCUCUUUAUCUUCUCCAGGAUGAUUAAUUGAGCACCAUCAUGAUCGCCACAGGGGGUCUGCUGCGGAUAUCUGCCAGGAGACAGGACUCGCUCCGCGCCAAGAACCGAGCCGAGAACAAGCGCAAGAGGAAAGAGAAGAAAAAGAGGAAGAAUGAAGUGGUAGUGGUGAAAGGAAAGCUCAAGCUGUGCUCUGUAUCUGGCCUGGUCGCUGCUGUUGGGAUUCUGGUGCUUCUGGUUGGAGUGGCCAUGGCUGUGUUGGGCUACUGGCCCAAGGAGAGUCCACUGUACCCAGGACUGAUGAACACACAGACCUCUCCGAGGACUUACGAGAGCCGAGGAUCACUCAAUGUGACCGGCAGACCGCCUUGGGAUCUCCUAGAUAAAGACUUCAGGAGCUCCAAUGGGACUGCUGAGCUGGAUCCGCCGAAACUGGGAGCGUUCACUGCAUUCAUCGACAGAUACCUAUACUCAGACAAGCUGAAGGUGUUCGGACCUUUAAUCAUGGGCAUCGGGAUCUUCCUAUUCAUUUGUGGCAAUGCAGUACUUCAUGAAAACAGAGACAAAAAGACCAAAAUCAUUAACCUCAGAGACAUCUACUCAACGGUGAUUGACAUUCAUAGUCUGCGGAGCAAGGAGUCGGCUCCGCUCAACGGUUUCGUGAACUACUGCCAAUCGAAAGACACCAAAUCGAAUGGUUCCCCUCAUAAGGGCUCCUGGCCGUCUCCAGGAUCUGAACGACAUGACGCAGAAAGCAUGAUCCAAUCACGACAUCCAUCUACCACCAUCCCACCAUUCUUGUCUUUGGAAAGACAGAGCUUUACGGACACCGUCUACAGUAUCUAUCAAGAUCAGAACCGAAUCAGCACGGCGGAGCCUGAGCUAAAGCAAUGGGAAACCAGGACCAUCGUGUCAACUUCGGUCAAUGCUUUCACCCUUCCAAUGAUGAAGCUCAACCACCGAGGAGCUUCAGAGAGAAGGGGUUCGGAUAAAACCGGCGAGGCCAAACGAGAGUUCCUGGACGCCGAGGCCAUUUGCAGACGUUUAGAGGAUCUGGUAGCAUCCAGGACCAUCACGAAGGCCAAAGUGGAACCUGCUCAAACUCAUCCCAAGCUUGCGCUGGAUUCGGUGGAGGUUUACAAGAGCAGUGGGAGUUUGCAAGGAGCUCCUCGUGUCUCUCUGCAGGGUUCCCAGGUUCAGCUGCUCUUGUCCAGUUCUCCGAGCCGCAAGGCCACCGGAUCUCACCUGUCCUUGAGCGCUUUGUCUGACCUCUCCAGGUGCAUCGAUCUGGACAUCUGUCCAUCCACUCCUACAGUGGAGCGAUCGAGACGGCUCAGCUGUCCUCGGCUGGAGGGCCUCAGCAGCGGAGGCUACACCAAACUUGAAGGCCUUGGCGGCGAAUCCUUCGAGUCCACAGACAACGCCACGUUCAGUCGAGAGAGCUCCGUUGAGGUUUUGGAAAAGGAGCGGGAGCUUCAUGAUGAGACGCUUCGGCAGGAAGCGUCCAUCAGACAGUAUUCAAAGAAACAGAAACUCAUAAUAGUUUCCCAGUCGGACACCACUUUAGAAGAUGUGGACAUGGACAGUGUGGAAGUUUAACUUUGGUGAUUCGCUGUUAGUCUGACAUGCAGUGAACACAAUCGA
Molecule: messenger RNA, 1644 nt
Organism: Carassius carassius (crucian carp)
Lineage: Eukaryota; Metazoa; Chordata; Actinopteri; Cypriniformes; Cyprinidae
Product: transmembrane protein 200A-like
Exons: 1
Coding region: 43-1599 (518 amino acids)
Source: RefSeq, a predicted model, not a curated record